Molecule: messenger RNA, 1413 nt
Organism: Nicotiana attenuata
Lineage: Eukaryota; Viridiplantae; Streptophyta; Magnoliopsida; Solanales; Solanaceae
Product: mitochondrial dicarboxylate/tricarboxylate transporter DTC-like
Exons: 6
Coding region: 199-1092 (297 amino acids)
Biological process (GO): transmembrane transport
Molecular function (GO): oxoglutarate:malate antiporter activity
Source: RefSeq, a predicted model, not a curated record
AGGCCACAAAGAGGGCUUGCUUUUGUUGGCUCGACGAGUGAGCUGAUCUUUGCUGCUUACAACUGUGUAUAAAUAGCUAGCCCCCCUCUCCCUUCCUUUUCUCCUUUUUCUCUGUAAACCCUCAUAGAGCUUCAGCCCCCCCAUUUAUUAUUCUCUUUUUCUUUUUGAAUCUGAAGGGAAAAGAGAACAGAAAAAAGAAUGGGAGAGAAGCCAAAAUCUGGAGGUGUUUGGCCCACUGUUAAGCCCUUUGUUAAUGGAGGUGCUUCUGGUAUGCUUGCCACCUGUGUUAUUCAGCCCAUCGAUAUGAUCAAGGUGAGGAUACAAUUGGGUCAGGGAUCAGCAGUUGAUGUCACCAAGACCAUGCUUAAAAAUGAAGGCUUUGGUGCCUUUUACAAGGGUUUGUCAGCUGGGCUUCUUAGGCAGGCAACCUAUACAACAGCCAGGCUUGGGUCAUUCAGAAUUUUGACGAACAAGGCCAUUGAGGCCAAUGAAGGGAAGCCCUUGCCUCUGUACCAAAAGGCUUUAUGUGGUCUUACUGCUGGAGCAAUUGGUGCAUGUUUUGGUAGUCCAGCAGAUUUAGCCCUCAUUCGUAUGCAAGCUGAUGCUACCUUGCCUUUAGCACAGAGACGCCAUUACACAAAUGCAUUUCAUGCACUCUCCCGUAUUGUGGCUGAUGAAGGAGUUCUAGCCCUCUGGAAAGGUGCUGGCCCCACAGUAGUAAGGGCAAUGGCAUUGAACAUGGGAAUGCUUGCCUCUUAUGACCAGAGUGUGGAGUUCUGUAGGGACAACCUUGGCAUGAGUGAGGCUGCUACAGUAGUAGGAGCCAGCAGUGUUUCUGGAUUCUUUGCUGCUGCUUGCAGUUUGCCAUUUGAUUAUGUCAAGACUCAGAUACAGAAAAUGCAGCCAGAUGCUGAAGGAAAGUUGCCUUACUCUGGUUCUUUCGAUUGUGCCAUGAAAACUUUGAAGGCAGGAGGACCCUUCAAAUUUUACACCGGAUUCCCAGUAUAUUGUGUUAGGAUUGCCCCUCAUGUUAUGAUGACUUGGAUUUUCCUUAACCAAAUUCAGAAGGCAGAGAAGAAAAUUGGAUUGUGAUUUGCUGCUAAACAAUACAUCCGCUCAAGUUGAGCUCUAUUAGAAUAACAUCUUUGCAUUGUUGUAUUGGUACUUCUUUAUCUAUUUCUUUAGUUGCGCACCUUCAAAGUGAAAGGGUGCUUGAAGAUUUUUGUGGUGAUACAUUGACUCGUGAAAUUUAGGUUAGACAUUUGGUCUUUUUUGAUAUUCCUACCUAUUUAGUUUUGGGAGGACUGCUUUAUCCAAAUGGAUGGGAAGAUUCUUUUAGCUGAAUAAGCUAUGUACUUCAACAACUUUCUUGAAGUAGGUUUUAUGGAGUUUUACACCAGUUUCGGCUUGUCA